AAAAUCAAAAUCCAUACGUGUGUUACAUUUUCAUUAUUAUUCGACCAUAAAGUUUAAAGCACAUCUGAAUAGAAAAAAAAGAAUUAUGAAUUGGUUUGGAAAAAGUUCAAAAGUAGUAGAAAGCAAAGAUGAUAUGGAAAGGCUUGGCAUAAGAUUGGAAACCAUCAAAUUCAAUCAUGAUCGUAAUGAAUACGAGCUCCUUAUCCACCUUCCAGGUUGCCCAAAGGAUCUCAUAAAAUUAAACUACGUGAAGCCCUCCGGAGUGCUUAAGCUGCAGGGAAAGAUGCAAAAAACAGAAUUCCUUCACCGAUUUCCUAUUCCCACCGAUUCCUCACCCACCAGAAUCUAUGCCCGAUUUCGAGGUGACGUUCUUCACAUCAUUAUGCCCAGAUCGUUCUGUGAUCGGAAAGAUGCCUCUUCAAAGCAAGAAGAUGAUCAACAAGCUUCGUCUGAUAGGAAAUCCACGGAGCAGGUAGGGGAGGAUCGCGAAAAUUUACCUGCUAGGGUUCCGGAAUCAUUGCCUUCUCAUCAGAAAUCAACCGACGAAAUGACGGGAGAAGCCGGAAAAGGUCGCGGUAAAUCACCUGCUAGCGUUCUGGAACCAUCGUCGUCCGAUCAGAAAUCAACUGAGAAAUUGACGGAAAGAGGAAAAGAUCACGAAAAAUUAUCUGAUAGGGUUUUGUCGUCAUUGCCGCAGUCUGAUCAGGUAACGACGGAGAAAUUGAGGCAACCGUCCGUUCGAAAAUCGAGCUCCUCAGUAAAGGAACUCGCAGAAAAUUACCAAAAGAACAUCUCCAAAACUUCCGAACUACCACCACCACCUCCACCGCCGCCAACGCCACGUAGGGCUGCUCCGGCGCCAUGGAAUCGGAAAGCAAAGAAUAUCGGAUCAAGAAAAGAAGAGGUAAAAGAUUCAUCUGAUCAGACAAAUGACAAAAAAAGAGACAACCCUGAAAAUUCAGUGGUAAACUCAGAGAGCAAAUUAAGAGAAGAAGUUUCUAAAAACGUGGAAAUCACCCUUGAUGAACAAGGACGAAGUAAAUGGGAGAAGAAGGGGAACAACAAAUCCAAUCCGAAAGAUGAUAAAAACGAGAAAACCGGAGUCCGUAAGUUCGGUGAAAAGGAUGUUAAAAACGAGAAAAUGGAAAAUGAAUCAAAACCUAGAGAAGAUGCUAAAAACGAUAAAAUCGUCUCAAAGGUAAAAGAAGAUGAAAGGGAGAAGAAAAAAGAUAGCGCGAAGGGGAAGGGAACAUUAGGGAUGGUGGUGGAGAAAGUGAAGGAAACUGGGAAGACGGCGGUAGCGGCAGCAAAGAAGGAAGAAAACCGGCCAAUGGUGAUUGUUGGGGCUGCUGUUUUGGUUCUUUUGGUAAUCGGAGCUUCAUUGAGAAAAAAACCCAAAAAUUAAUUAAUAUGUAAAAAUACACCUCUUUCAAAUUUAAUUUAAUUUAUGUAUUUAAUAUAUAUUUAUAACAAAUAUUUUUAAAUAAAGCUGCUGAUCCAUAAUUUGUUUCAAUAAAAAAGAGUAAAUGAUUCUAAC
Messenger RNA from Cucumis melo (muskmelon), 1537 nucleotides. RefSeq lists its product as uncharacterized. The coding region runs from base 86 to 1405 and encodes 439 amino acids. The transcript has 2 exons. The record is from RefSeq and is a predicted model, not a curated record. Lineage: Eukaryota; Viridiplantae; Streptophyta; Magnoliopsida; Cucurbitales; Cucurbitaceae.